Messenger RNA from Racocetra fulgida, 617 nucleotides. Lineage: Eukaryota; Fungi; Glomeromycota; Glomeromycetes; Diversisporales; Gigasporaceae. The record is from the annotation of a GenBank genome assembly.
AAACAGUUUUAAAUGAUCGAGUAUCUGGUAACGAUUUUCUUUCAGCGCUCGAGGAUUUAUUAGUGAGUGCAAAUAAAUGUAAAAGUGAAGCUGACCAUAUAAAGGAAGAAUAUACCAUAAUUUAUAAAAACUUGAAUGAAAUAUCUGAUGUCUUGCAAGACUAUGAAAAUUAUCUUCAAAAUGAAGUAAUGAAGGGAGUUAAAGAUGCAGAAUAUUAUCUUGAUAAAAAAAUAGAUGCUAAAGUAGGAAAAUGGGCAAGUAUCAUUGCCGGUACUGGAUUUACUGCUUUGGCACCUUUUACUGCUGGUAUUUCCCUGUUAGGUACAGCUAUUAUGGCACAAAUUGCCAGUGAAAGUGCAAACAAAGAACAACGAUAUCGAGAAGCUAGAAUUAAAGCUCGCCAAUUAGUGUCAAAUUCGAAUAACGUUCGAGGUUUAGUUCAAGACAUUAUUACUCAAACGGAUUCUAUUAUUAAAAUACUAAAUGCCUUUCAAGUGUUUUGGGAUUCACGCGUUAAUGAAAUACAAAAUCUCAUUGAGGAAUUUGAAGAUAAAAGACAAGCUACUUUGAGUUACAAUUUAUUUAGUGCCAAUCAAGCUAUUAAAAAAUGGAAUAAA